This is a messenger RNA of Paramormyrops kingsleyae, 2927 nucleotides long. RefSeq names its product zinc transporter ZIP12. Gene Ontology annotation, biological process: intracellular monoatomic cation homeostasis; zinc ion import across plasma membrane. Gene Ontology annotation, molecular function: monoatomic cation:bicarbonate symporter activity; zinc ion transmembrane transporter activity. The record is from RefSeq and is a predicted model, not a curated record. Gene Ontology annotation, cellular component: plasma membrane. NCBI's taxonomy places the organism in Eukaryota, Metazoa, Chordata, Actinopteri, Osteoglossiformes, Mormyridae.
ACAACCAGCCAAGCUCAGAGUCCCCUCAUUGUUAAAAUGAAAGCGCUGCUCUCCAUGGCAACCGAAGCCCUAUAAGGCUGCCUCCACUAAUCCCCCUGUAGCUUGUGCAAUUCCUGUUUCUUGAUAAGCGGUCUUGCUAGCACGACGGAAUUCCAGAACCUUCCGUCAGAGCCACCUCUGUCUCAUCACCCCGAGCAGGAAGACGACGGCAGGUUGUGAAUAUGGCUCCUGGGGAUCAGAUACUGCCCCUGGUGGUUGGUCUGUGCAUGUCGAGCGCAGCUUUGGCGAUGGCCUACCAGCAAGACGCCGCCGGGACCUUGGUGUGGAACGACCCGACGCAGCUGCGAAGGGACCAGACGGGGGCGCUGGCAGCCAGGCUUUUGCUCGCGGUGCAGUGUCCCAGCCGGGUGGGGGGCACCCUCGAGCAGUGUCAGCAGUGCCUUACGACAGACUUGCUGCUGUCGGUGCUGCCGGGCCCUGGUGGAGAGUACCUGACGGAGGACGAUUUCGGUCGGAUCUCCACCGUCUUGCUGUACUACAUGGUCAACACGGAGCAACUCUGCUUGGCCAAUGUUUCCUCCUCUCCCGGGGACUUUCAGUACUACCUCUCAGCUGUGACGGGCCUCCACCCCCAGGAAGACGAUGAGUACCUCUCCGCCAACGAGACAGAGAGCAUCUUGCGAGUCAUUAGCUGGUACUACCGGGCCAGAGCCCAGCACCCGCGGUGCGUCGACGCCUUGUCCCUGAUGGAGGGGGUGGGCACGGCUGAUGGACGCGGCGCUGCCCCCCAAGCUGUCCCCAGAGUGGCGGGGGCCAUCAUCGGACACAUCCUUCGGGGGCAGUGCUUCAGCUGGAGGAACCUUCCGUCCCCGGGGUUUUUUGUGGACCGCAUUUUCCAGUCCCUGAAUAGAACCAGCGACCUGGAAGUCGCAGACCUGGAGACUUUGCUGCAUCUUCUGGGCGUAGGAGGGGGCGGGGCUUCCCACUUGCACAGCAGGGGUAGGCUGAGCAUUGAAGACCCCUCCCAUGGACUGGCGGCAACCAGCGAAUCAGAGAGCUGUCCUCAGGAGUCACAUGACCACAGCACUGAUUGGACAAAGGUCUGCUUCUCAGCCAGUCAGCUGGUGGAGAUCUUUGUGCUGAAGCACCAACGUCCGAUCUCCAAGGAGCACUUUGGGAACAUCUGCCCAGCCGUUGUGCAGCAGAUGUUGGACCAUGCCUGUAGCUCUGCCGCACAUGCAGGGCACGGCCCAGCUCCGAGCACCAUGGAGAAGUACGGCUACAGCACGGCUGCCGUCCUCCUGGUCACCGUCAGCUCCAUGUUAGGCACUGCGUUGGUCUUCUUCAACUCAUGCCAGGAGGUCUACGACCUUGUGCUGCAGCUCUUCGUGGGCCUGGCGGUGGGGACGCUUUCCGGAGAUGCCCUCCUGCACCUCAUCCCACAGAUCCUCGGACUCCACGACCACGCCGACCACGAGGACGGGCAUGCCGCGGAGGACAAGGACUACCUGUGGAAGACCUUGAGAAUCAUAGCGGGCAUCUACAGCUUCUUCCUGAUCGAGAGGAUCUUCUCGCUUGUCAUGCCAGCGCAUGGCCAGGGACGCUUGUUUGCUGGUGACCGUUCGGGCCGUUCCCAUGAUGUCCCACUGGAGAUGCAUAGGAACGUCCAACCGCAGAUGGGAAAAACCAUCUCCACCAUGCAGCUGGGUGCUCUGGAGGACUCCGAGUGUGUCGAGAUGCCCCCUGACGGGCCUGAAGCUCGUGCCCCUCCCCUGCCAAAGAAGCCAGGGAUGUCGCUGCUGGCGGUGAUGGUGAUCGUGGGGGACAGCCUGCACAACCUCGCCGAUGGGCUGGUCAUCGGGGCAGCAUUCUCGUCCUCUGUGGAGAUGGGCACCGCCGCCACCGUGGCGAUUCUGUGCCACGAGAUCCCGCAUGAGAUGGGUGACUUCGCUGUCCUGCUCAGCUCCGGCCUCUCUGUCAAGGUCGCCGUGGUGAUGAACUUCCUCAGCGCCCUCACCGCCUUCCUGGGGCUCUACAUGGGCCUCUUCGUCUCCACGGACACGGCGGUGCAGCACUGGAUCUUCUCCGUUACCGCCGGCAUCUUCCUCUACCUCUCCCUUGUGGAAAUGCUCCCAGAGAUGAGCCAGGUGAGGACCAAGCGUCCUUGGCUGAUGUUCCUGCUUCAGAACCUGGGUCUCCUCCUCGGCUGGGCAUGUCUCCUGCUGGUGGCCCUCUUCGAGCACCAGCUGGAGUUCUGAGGGAGCAACCGGUCGCUGCCCUGAUGGACAAACUGCACCCCUUCCGGUUAUGUGGCCCCCUCUCUCACCUCUGCCGCCCACCAUCUUGCUUUGAAGUUAGAAGCACCUUGCUGAAUCUGUAGAUGGUACUAGGCGAGGAAAGGCUGAGAAAUGGCGACUUUGAGAGCUCGCUGUUUGACUGUCCCUGAACCGGCGAGCUGCACUGAGAUUUAAAUGGUAUGGGGGUCCGACAAACCCCUCCCCCCACUGGAGAGAACCACUCACUGCUAGAAUGGUAAAGACCUUCUGUCCUUCUAACCCACAGUCAGACAGAAUUUCUUCAUCUCUUCCAACAUGUCUCACACUAAUACUAUAAACUCCACCCUCCCCUUGGUCACAUGACCCGAUGGUUUUUUUUAAUUGUUUUUUGGUGAGCUUUUAAGGGAUUAUAAGCUUGGGUUCUCCAGUCUCUCUCCAGGAAGCCACGUUCUGCAGUCUUUGCUUGGAUGGUCCUUCAUAUGGGAAGUGCACCAAAUUAAUAGCUACCUGCUACCUACUGUGUCUCUAUUAUGGUUUUCUGUUUUAUAGAGUAAAGUACAGGAUAAGAGAUUCUUUCAUAGAUCCUUUUGGAAUAUCUCCAUGUACCAGUGUAAGAUAAUGUUUGACAAUGAAUAAAUUUCUCUGUAAUAA